CGUCUCCUCUGCAGAGUCGGACCUGUGGGUGGAGCAGCAGCCCCUUCGGAACUUAACCCUGGGACCAAAUUGACGAAUCACCAUGCUAGCUUCCAUUACUUAAAGUCCCACAGUGUCUCACGAGCGCUAAUCUCCGCAGUAACUGGAAACGUCUAUUGCCAGGUAUAAAUUGUCAAGCGUCCCCACCCACUGCUUCAAAAUUGUAACAUUAAGCGUCUGAGCGACGUCGCAUGCGUAUAGUAGACGAUUAACAUGCUGCCGAAGACGCCAUCAGAAUAUAUUCGGUGUGCAGUUAGUCAAAAAUCCAGUCUGUAGACAGUCUUGCUGAGGUGAAGACUCAUCGCCGAUGUGCUUGAUAAAUUUACUUGCUUUCCUUUGAGCACAAACAAGAAUCUGGCGAAUUUUAUGCUGGGUAUCCAGAACAUCUUAUGGAGAAUCUGGGCAAAAUCUACUCCUAGUGGCGACGGUACUCGGCCUGAAUCUGGUGGGGAGAAAAAUAAUAACAGCGAGUCGAUCAGCUCGAGCGCGCUUUUUGAAAUGGAGGAAGAAAGCAGGAUGGAAAUGUACGUGGGAAACAUCUUCGAGCCCUUAACACGGGGCCGCUCAAAUACGUGGCCCCAGCCGCGGCCAGAAGGAUACGUCGAUGGACCGCCGCUAAUCGAUGGCGCGGCAAUGACUGGCAACGCCGAGUCCCUCAGGAUUGAUCCUUCGACGCAACAGAAUUCUCCGGGCCAAGAUGCUGGGCCUUCGGCGAUCAAGAAAAAGUCGCCGAGACGAAACGCCUGGGGAAAGCUGAGCUAUGCGGAGCUCAUUACGCAGGCUAUUAAUAGCUCUAAGGACCAGAGACUCACGCUCGCCCAGAUCUACGAGUGGAUGGUGAAAAAUGUCCAGUACUUCAGAGACAAAGGCGAAACCAACAGCAGCGCAGGCUGGAAGAAUUCCGUGCGUCACAACCUGUCGCUGCACAACUGCUUCAUCCGCGUGCCGAACGAGAGUUCUGGAAAGAGUUCCUGGUGGACCAUCAACCCGGACGUGAAAUCCGGGAAAACCACGAGAAAGAGGGCCGCGUCCAUGGAGGCCGAGAAAUUCGAGAAGAGACGAGCUCGAGUCAAGAAGCUAGCAGAGGCUUCGCGGAAGGCCAGUCUACACUUCGACGUCACCUCCAGCGCGAGUAACUGCGUCAGCGAAGGCAUCGAGCCCUUCCAUUACGGCGGCAGUCCGUUGCAGCACAGAGCAGCGCAGUCGCCGGCUUUCCGAGCCCGGGCAUCGAGUUCCGCUUCUUCCGUUGGCAGAUUGAGUCCCAUACCCGCUGCUAACGAGCCGGAAUGGACGUAUGGACACGCGCAUGGCCACACGGCCGCCAGCCCAGCCGAGCAGUCGACGGUGACGCCGCUGCAUCAAAUCAAUCAUACGUCAGCCUUGGACCAGCAGCCGAUGCGCUUGUCUGCGACCUGCCAGAUGGGGCAACCGGAAGCUCCGGGCAACGACCUCCAAAGCCUACCCGUCGCUUAUAGCUUAGACCGACAGAUAGCUCAAAUGUGCCCUGUGCAUCGUCUCGAUGUUUGCAAUUGUGAUUUGAGCAUGCUACAAAUGGACACGCGGACGCAGGUGGCGAACGCGGCUGCUUCGUACGCCUAUUGCGCAACCGAUGGGCCGAAUCAUUAUUUCGAUGCUGCCUACGGGAAUCAAUACGGCGUGAUGGCAUCGCAGACGACAUUGAUGCCGAUUCAAGAAAUGGCGGAUUUCGGAUCAAUCGUCGACUUGCAAAUUGAGAGCCAGCAGCCCAUGGUGCGAAAUAACUCGAUGCUCGACGACAUCGACGAAAUAAUAAGGAAAGACCAGUACGCGGCGAUUGAUCUCGUGAACACGAGUAUGUCCACGGCAUUGUACAUCAGCGGCAAUAAUCCCGUGAAUUCGGUUGGCCAGAACUCCUGGAUCCAUUUGUAAAGCACUGCACUCACAAAAUCGCGCACUUGUUGAUUUCGAUUCGAAUCCAUCUAUUAUUAUUAGAGAAGAUUUUUUUUUAAUAAUUCAUCAAUUCUAAAGCUAGCACACAAUUAAAACAUUUAUAACAGAAUCAAAUUAAAGAUACUGUAUUCAUGUAGGCUACAUAAUAUUACGUAAUAUAUCGCAACAUAACUUAUAUGCGUAAAUACCGACAAUGCACAUUUUAUAUUUUUGUAAAUUCAAGCUUUUACUAAUAAACAAUUUUUCGAUGUGUAAGUAUGUAAAUGAAAA
Molecule: messenger RNA, 2238 nt
Organism: Nasonia vitripennis (jewel wasp)
Lineage: Eukaryota; Metazoa; Arthropoda; Insecta; Hymenoptera; Pteromalidae
Product: forkhead box protein O-like
Exons: 3
Coding region: 406-1947 (513 amino acids)
Biological process (GO): regulation of transcription by RNA polymerase II
Cellular component (GO): nucleus
Molecular function (GO): DNA-binding transcription factor activity, RNA polymerase II-specific; RNA polymerase II cis-regulatory region sequence-specific DNA binding
Source: RefSeq, a predicted model, not a curated record